Messenger RNA from Hyaloperonospora brassicae, 1224 nucleotides. Lineage: Eukaryota; Oomycota; Peronosporomycetes; Peronosporales; Peronosporaceae. The record is from the annotation of a GenBank genome assembly.
AUGGCGGGGAACCCAAAGCAGUACGGUGCAAAGAAGCAACAGCGAGCCAUUGAAGAAGAAGACGCGCGACUGAAUUGCCAAGAACACGGUGUCAUGAAUGCGUACCCGCAUUGUGGAAACAAUCCAGUGUGGAAGCGAAAAUGUCGGAGUGUCGAGUCCCAAAACAACGAUGGAGCCCCCAAAGCUGUUGUGUCGACUAAGCCAAGGCAAACGGAGACGCACAACUCUGUUGUAAGCUUCCAGAGUGCUGAGCGGCUUGCUGAUUGGAUGCACAACGCUGCGAAGCGCCAGACUAUACAGCUGAGUCUGAAAUGCGGCGAGCGCAGCGAAGAAGUGCGGGAUGCCCUGCUUCGACAGUUUCAUCGCUGGCCGGCGACGAAGCUUGGCCGUGCAGAAGAGCAAUACCAAGAGCUGAGUCAGCAGGCUGAGGAGCGGUGCCAGCAUCAUGUACAGCUGUAUAUCCAAGAACUUCGGGGCAACUUGAUGAUCGGUGCGAAAGCCCUGUUCUGGCUCAAUGUGCUUCAUCCAAUGAUUCCCUUGGUGCCCGUGUCAAGACAGGAAGCCCGAGAAGUUCUGAUGUUGUUUCUGGACGAGCUCAAAAGUGUUGACGGAGUUUACACAACACUGACGACGAGAAAUCCGUAUGUCUGGGACAUUCUGACGCUACCUCUUAGACUCGAGCCGUUGUUUCAUGGUGUGAGCACGUUGGCACUGAAUGGCCACGGUAGUGCUACAAAGGAGGCGAUCCGACUAAUGAUGGUGUUUGCUGCGCAAUAUGCACCGCCCGGGCGAAAGAAAGCCACAGUGCCGACAGGGCUAUCCAUCGUAGCCUCAGUUGGAAUACUUGCUCCACCGGAUAUCUUGCGCGUCAAAGAACUUCCGCAGACAUUGCGUGAUGACCUUGUGCAGCCGUUUUUAACAGUCACGCAAAAGUGGCUGUCGGUCGUCGAUGAGGUGUUAGGAGUUUUGACACAAGCUCUUACGAAAAGAUGGGUGUCGCGCGAACGAGCCCCUUAUGAAAAAGAGCGCAACGACACGUUCGAGUGUGUUCUACAAAGUGAUUUCGCACGGCUCAAUCAUGCGUUGGCGACAGACCAACUGUAUGUGGCGAGAAAAACUCGGGAAGACACGUCAAGCGUCGAUGGCGAGUGCUUAAACGUCCACGUCGUGUGCGACCAUGGAGGACUGUUUGUGCAGCUAGACCGCGGCAACGGGUGGAAGUAG